AUGGACAGUCCCAGCAGGCUUGGUAAGCUGCUGUCUAACACGAUAUCGACAAAGCGGCGGCGCUCCAAGACGCCGAUGGGUGAGGGCCGCAACACCAACAGCGAUGCCGGCAGUGUGGGCGACAGAUCGCACCGGGCUAGCAUCGGGUCGCGCAUAGCCGGCAGCGACUCCAACUCUGCGCGCAGCCUGCCGCUCCAUGGCGACGAGGCCUCGGGCUCGGACUAUGAAGCCGCCCAGCGCCGACCCACUGCCAUCUCGGCUCUCCCCUCGUCGUCUCCCCUAGCGUCAGCGCCCCAAGCGACUCAGGCAGCGCAGUCGCCGAAUCCCGAUUCUGCGGCUUCAGACCCGAUUCAGCAGCUUUCCAGAUUCCCAUCCAUCCCUGACGGACCCGAGAUUCUCUCCGUGCCGGCCGUCGAUCGCAGCCGUACUACGGUUGGCUCCCCUCGCCUAGAGAUCAAGCGUUCAUCCUCGAGCUCCCGCUUGCGUGACGUGUUUCGGCCCAAGAAGGAGCCAAAAGACGCUAAAGAAACGCUAGAGAGCAAGCCCGAAACCCCAAGACCGCUAUCCGUUCGAACAAAUUUCGAACCGCCCAAGCAGCCCAACCUAUCCCCGCUCGAUCCCCCUACCCCGCUGAUCGUCAACACACCUCCGACUCCGACCGAAUCGAAGCAUCCGGACAGAGUCUUUGACAGCCUUUCAAGGCCCGCGAAUGUCUUGCUGAUCGGGGGUGGGAGCAUGAGCAGCACCACACGACGGAGGGCCGGCUCGAAUGCCGGUCCCAGCAAGCUGUCCAACAUCACCCCCGCCCCACCAACGCCUACCCCUGACAAUCAUACCCAAGCAAAUAAUAAUAUUAUUAACAACCCCCCGGCCACGCCUGCGAACCCGGCCGCCAACUUCUUCUCGUCCAUGUUCACUGCCGUCCAGAACACGGCCAACUCUCUCAGUACUACCCUCGCACAAAACAAGGUCAAGGGGUCGCAGCCGCAGGCCAAGGACCAGGUCGACGCGAAGAACGUCGACGCCAACGAGGUCCAGCCAUCGGUUACCCCUGGGCCUUCCUCCGAGUCCAAGGAGCCUGCCGUCAAGACCCUCGGCUUGGGCGAUUUAAGCUUGAGUCACCUCGGCAUCGUGGACCCCCCGAGUGCCACCUCCCCGAGCCCUCUUGCGACUCGGUUCAUCCAGCCCGAAAGCCGCGCACGGUCCGACUCGGCCCCGGCCGAGCCUCACUCCGCCAUCAUGGAGACGUCCGGAGAUAACCAUGCCUCACGGCCUCUGUCGCUGAACGAGUCAGCCGACGGGUUUCGCACGCCCCCAACUGCCAGCGUGCACGAUGGCAAGUCGGGUAUCCAUCGCAGCGGCAGCAAUCGCAGCGCCCACGGGCAUCGUGGCCGAAGGCGCGGCAACAGCAAUGCCACGCACGUCACGACGGGCACUACGAUCGGUGCUGCUAUCACAGCCGCCACGUCGUCCCUUGCUAACCCGGCUGCUACUCCAGGUCCUAGACUUACUGGGUUUGCGGUGGCCAACAAGAAGCGCAACCGCGAGUUCCAUAACCUGUUCAAGAGCGUCCCUGAUGACGAUUAUCUGAUUGACGACUACAGCUGCGCCCUGCAGCGUGAGAUCCUUGCCCACGGACGCCUGUACAUCUCGGAAGGCCACCUGUGCUUCAGCAGCAAUAUCCUUGGUUGGGUGACCACCCUGGUCCUUAGCUUCGAUGAAAUUGUCGCCGUCGAGAAGCGCAGCACCGCACUUGUGUUCAAGAACGGUCUCGAAAUUUCGACGCUCCACUCAAAGCACAUCUUCGCCUCCUUUGCCAGUCGCGAUACCACUUACGACCUGAUCAUCAAGAUCUGGAAACUGGGCCAUCCCCAUCUGCAGAGCUCCCUUAAUGGCGUUCGUCUUGCCGAGCCGGGCGGCGACCGCACCGAGAAAAUCAUGGAUGCCGAGUCGACUUCGGCGCCUGGCAGCCAUGAGAGCGCCUCUGGCUCGGACGACGAGAGCGCCGAAGAGGAUGAUGAUGUGUAUGAUGAAGAUGAGGAAGACGAGGGUGCCAGUCCGGCCGCUGCCGCCGUGUCGGACGGGGCUGCCGGCCAGGACGCAGACAAGGGCACCCGCAAGGUAUCUGGUCAACUGCCUACUCCCGCAGAAAAGGCGGACGACACCCCUGCCAGUGCUGGAGGUGCCAACAGCGGCAGCGGCAGUGCUAGCAGCGGCGACUUCCCCGGCCCAGCGGCCCACGCCCCAACCGACUGCGGCGACUCAGCCACCCACUAUGAGAAGGUGCUUGCCGAUGAGACCAUCCCAGCGCCGCUGGGAAAGGUCUUUUCGCUGCUGUUUGGCGCCGAGUCGGCCAACUGGAUGGGUCGGUGGUUGACGACCGAGCAGAAGUGCACCGACCUGCAGAUGGACGACAAGCGUGGGCUGUCGGAGGAGGUCAAGUCGCGGACGUACUCCUACAUCAAGCCGCUGAACGGAUCCAUCGGUCCCAAGCAAACCAAGUGCAUUGUUACGGAGCAGAUUGAUGCGAUUAACUUUGAGAAAGCGGUCACCAUUUCCGUUAGCACGCAGAACCCGGAUGUGCCCAGUGGGAACAUCUUCGUCGUCAAAACGAAGUACUGCCUUAGCUGGGGCGAAAACAAUGGCACGCGUGUGCAGGUCAACUGCGCGAUUGAGUGGUCCGGCAAGAGCUGGCUGAAGGGUGCCAUCGAGCGCGGCGCCAACGAAGGUCAGACCCAGUACUGCAAGGACUUGUUUGCCGCCCUGCGCGCCGCCGUCUCCUCCCGCUCACGCGCCGGCACCAUGACGAAUGGUCGGCCCGGCGGCAAGAAGCGUGGCGGCGCCGGAGGGCGCAAGAACAAGCCUGCGCCUAACGCCCUCCCCUCCGAGGCCGACUCGGCAACCGCAAAGAAACAGCCCUCCUGGGGCCCGCUCGAGCCCAUCCGUCCUUUUGUUUCUCCAAUUGCCGAUGCUGUCAAGCCCAUUCUCACCGGUAAUGUUGUGUAUGGUCUCCUAGUCGGGUUAUUGGUUGCCUCCUGGUUCGGCUUUGGCACACUCCGCAGCAAUACCCCCUCCGGCCCGCCCGGCGCGUACGACCCUGCUGCUGCGGCAGUGUACCUGUAUCACCACUACCCUAACUAUGCCCAGCGCGUCGCGGCGUACGAUGAAAUGUGGCGGAGGGAAGAGAGUGAAUUGUGGGAGUGGAUUGAGGAACGCGUGGGGUUGCCGGAACGGUUGGGGGGCGAGGGGCCGUUGAAUGUUGGGUUGGGGUCCAUGGAGGCGAGGAGUGUGGAGGAAAGGAUAAGGGAGGAGAGGAUGGAUGAAAGGCAGUUGAGGGAGGCGAUUAGGGUUACGGAGGAGAGAUUAGGGGUGUUGAAGGGGGUUGUGGAAAGGCGAGCGGGGAAGAGGUAA
Messenger RNA from Thermochaetoides thermophila DSM 1495, 3411 nucleotides. RefSeq lists its product as uncharacterized. The coding region runs from base 1 to 3411 and encodes 1136 amino acids. The record is from RefSeq and is a predicted model, not a curated record. Gene Ontology annotation, biological process: intracellular sterol transport. Gene Ontology annotation, cellular component: mitochondrion; plasma membrane; endoplasmic reticulum-plasma membrane contact site. The transcript is spliced from 3 exons. NCBI's taxonomy places the organism in Eukaryota, Fungi, Ascomycota, Sordariomycetes, Sordariales, Chaetomiaceae. Gene Ontology annotation, molecular function: sterol binding; sterol transfer activity.